Messenger RNA from Ahaetulla prasina, 1687 nucleotides. It is a transcript of the gene CHEK2, whose product is annotated as checkpoint kinase 2. Gene Ontology annotation, molecular function: protein serine/threonine kinase activity; ATP binding; protein binding. The transcript has 14 exons. Gene Ontology annotation, biological process: protein phosphorylation; mitotic DNA damage checkpoint signaling. The coding region runs from base 1 to 1566 and encodes 521 amino acids. The record is from RefSeq and is a predicted model, not a curated record. NCBI's taxonomy places the organism in Eukaryota, Metazoa, Chordata, Lepidosauria, Squamata, Colubridae. Gene Ontology annotation, cellular component: cytoplasm; nucleus.
AUGAAGGUGUGCCGCGGCCGCGGCAUGUCCCGUCGGGAUCCGUCGCCGCCGCGGGCGAGCGGGACGCAGCCGAGCCAGCCGCCGUCGGGCUCCUCGAACAGCUCCUCCUCGGGCACGCUCAGCUCCCUGGAGACGCUCCCCGCGCACGACCUGCCCGCCAUCCCCGAGGACCAGGAGGAGGGCGACGCAGCGGAGGAGGCAGCCCGGCCGUGGGGGCACCUCUUCGGUCUGGCCGGGGGCUUCCUCGACUGCGUCUGCCUGAAGGACGAGUAUUGGUUCGGACGCGAUCCCGGCUGCGACUACAGCUUUGCCAGGCUGGAUCUGCCCAGGGGGGAAACCUACCGGCAGUACAGCAAGAGGCAUUUCCGCAUCUUCAGAGAACCGGGACCUCGGGGCUGCUUUGUGACUUACCUGGAAGACCAAAGUGCAAACGGGACCUUUGUCAAUGACCGUGUGGUGGGCAAGGGCAGGAAGAUUCCUCUGGCCCAUGUGGCCAAAAUUGCCCUUUCACUGCCCCACAACAAAGUGUUUGUGUUCUCUGACUUGGAGGUUGGGCAUCAGCUGGAAUACCCCAAGGACAUGCAGAAGAAAUACAUCGUCUCAAAGACACUGGGCAGUGGGGCCUGUGGAGAGGUGAAGUUGGCCUUUGAAAGGGACACCCAUAGGAAAGUUGCCAUAAAAAUCAUAAGGAAAUCAAAGUUUAUGACUGACGUUUUGCCAGAAACGCAGGACAAGCCCUUUAAUGUUGAGACAGAAGUGGGAAUCUUGAAGAGAAUCAACCAUCCCUGCCUAAUCAAGAUAAUAGAUUUCUUUGAAGGAAAAGACUUUUACAUUGUGUUGGAAUUGAUGGAAGGUGGGGAACUGUUUGACAAGGUUCAGCGACCAGCCCGGCUGAGUGAAAGAACUUGCAAACUUUAUUUUUACCAGAUGUUGUUGGCUGUGCAGUAUCUUCACAAACAUGGCAUAAUUCAUCGGGAUUUGAAAUUGGAGAAUGUGCUUUUAUCAUCUAGGGAAGAGAACUGCCUUGUCAAGAUUACAGAUUUUGGGCAAUCCAAGAUCAUUGGAGAAACUUCUCUUAUGCAAACAUUAUGUGGCACUCCUGACUACCUUGCUCCGGAGAUUCUACAUUUUGCUGGAACAGCUGGAUAUGGACGGUCUGUGGACUGCUGGAGUCUUGGAGUGAUUCUCUUUAUGUGUCUUUCUGGCUACCCACCUUUCUCCAAGAAAAGUGCCCGGCUGUCUCUGACAGAGCAGAUCACCAGCGGCAACUACUGUUAUGUUGAAGAAGUAUGGAAGGAUGUAUCCAGAGAUGCUUUUGACCUGGUUCAGAAGUUUCUAGUUGUGGACCCCACCAGGCGCUUGAACAUAGAAGAGGCCUUGGAGCACCCCUGGCUGCAGGAUGAACAUAUGAGGCAUACUUUUCAACAGUUGCUUACUCAAACACAGGACACGAGAGUUAAACCCGAGCCUCUGACUUUGGGACUCCCAGACAGAAAAAGAGACUUCCAUGAUGAUGAUGAGAAGGCUGGACCUUCCAAGAAGCAGAAAGUGCAGCCCGGGCCUUGAUUGCUCAACCCCCCCCUCCCCUUUUUUUAUACACUGUAAUAAAACUUGACACCCAGGGCUUUGAUGCCCCUUUUUCAAGCCCCCCCCCUUUUUUUAUACACUAAUAAAACUUGAAGACCCA